Messenger RNA from Emiliania huxleyi CCMP1516, 624 nucleotides. RefSeq lists its product as hypothetical. Bases 1 to 624 code for a protein of 207 amino acids. NCBI's taxonomy places the organism in Eukaryota, Haptophyta, Isochrysidales, Noelaerhabdaceae. The record is from RefSeq and is a predicted model, not a curated record. The transcript has 2 exons.
AUGGCGCUCGGGCACGAUAAGCAGGGCCGGCCCAUACACUUGCAGCGAGCGGGAGUCGCCAGUGGCAAGCGAAUGGCGGAGGCGUGCGCGUAUUUCGGGCGUGAGUGGCAGCAAGCCUUCAUGUCGCGCAACAUCUUCUUCCAGGAGUUGCAGGCGGCCCGCAUGGAGGAUGCGACACAGCGCUUUGGCCACCUGGUGACACAGCAGGUUGUCAUCAUGGACAUGGCAGGCAUGAGCUUCCGACCGGACCAGCGCGCGCUCACCAUUUUCCGUGAUUUUGCGGGCAUGAUGUCGCGAAACUACCCCGAGACCCUCUACAAGCAAUUCAUCAUUAACGCGCCAAGAGUGUUCAGCGCGAUCUGGCGCAUUGUGCGCGUUUGGCUGGACCCAAACACGCGAGAGAAGGUGCACGUACUGGGCUCCACCUUUGCACCAACGCUGCUGCAGCACAUUGACGCGCACCAGCUGCCUGUCGAGUACGGGGGCACCAGCCCGUACAAGUUCCCCGUGGUCAAAAGCAUAGGGGAGGGCGAGGCUCUCUGGAAAGCUGUUGUCCAAGAGUUCAACGCGCCAGAGCUCUUGUCGGAGACGGGGUGGAUGGCUGCGCCUACCCCUCUUGGUUAG